CCCAACUGGGGAUCCCUGAUCAGUGUGACCAGAGCCAGAGUCAGAGAAACAUGGAGUCCAACACUAUCCAGGUGACAAGGAUGGAAUAUGCCAUGAAGUCCCUUAGCCUUCUCUACCCCAAGUCCUUGUCCAGGCAUGUGGCCGUGAGCACCUCAGGGGUGACCCAGGAGCUAUUGUCCGAGUCCAGCCCGGAGGCCCCCAAGGCCCGGCCCUGCAGAGUAAGCAAUGCUGACCGGAGUGUGCGGAAGGGAAUCAUGGCGCACAGUCUCAAGGACCUCCAGCACAAGGUCCGGGACACCCUGAUGCUGGCAGACAAGCCCUUCUUUCUGGUGCUGGAGGAAGAUGGUACAACUGUAGAGACAGAAGAGUUUUUCCAAGCCCUGGCAGAUGACACAGUGUUCAUGGUCCUCCAGAAGGCACAGAAAUGGCAGCCCCCAUCAGAACUGGGUACUAGGUACCAACUUGCCCUCUCCCGUAAGCCUGCCAAGAUUGAUGUGGCUCGUGUAACCUUUGACCUAUACAAGAUGAACCCACAGGACUUCAUUGGUUGCCUGAAUAUGAAGGCCACUCUGUAUGGCACAUACUCCCUUUCCUAUGACCUGCACUGCUACCGGGCCAAGCGCAUCAUGAAGGAAUUUCUUCGUUGGGUCCUCUUCAGCAUGCAGACCACAGGCCAUGUGCUGCUUGGCACCUCCUGUUAUAUGCAGCAGCUCCUGGAUGCCACAGAGGGAGGGCAGCCCCCUGAGGGCAAGGCCCGAUCGCUCAUCCCGACCUGUCUAAAGAUGCUGCAGUGAAGGCUCCAGUCCUUGGAGGCACUCCCCAGGCAAAGACUAGACUGUGGCCCCCAUGCUCAGCUAGUAGCACCACAAACUGGCAGCUAGACACUUCUUACCUCGCCACGCCUUCCUCACCCAUGCAGGACCAUGAAGGAAGAAGGCUUCCUAGGGGGAAAGGCUAGAAACCUGAGGGUUCUUAGCCUGGCCCAGCCCUUCCUGUCCAGGGUAGCUUAGCUGACCAAGAAAGGUCACACCAGUAGGCUAGGCACGAAGUCUGCCCCUCAGCUACUGUCUUCAUAUGCUCCCCACCUCCUGGCCUCCCAGCCCUAAUACUCCUUUGUGAACCACCAAGCCCACUAGUGUAUGACAUUAGAGAGCUCACAUUACAUUAUUUAUGCUGAUACUUCUUUGCUUGUGUUCUUUGGGGGUGAGGGUGGGACUCUGUCUGGAAGGUUGGAAAGGUGUAAGGGAAGAGAGGAAUCUGUUAUCAAACCAUUUUUCAAAAUGUGGGGUUACA
Neomonachus schauinslandi (Hawaiian monk seal) is the source of this 1293-nucleotide messenger RNA. RefSeq names its product cell death inducing DFFA like effector c (gene CIDEC). The coding region runs from base 51 to 794 and encodes 247 amino acids. NCBI's taxonomy places the organism in Eukaryota, Metazoa, Chordata, Mammalia, Carnivora, Phocidae. The transcript has 6 exons. Gene Ontology annotation, biological process: apoptotic process; regulation of apoptotic process. The record is from RefSeq and is a predicted model, not a curated record.